Molecule: messenger RNA, 2397 nt
Organism: Culex pipiens pallens (northern house mosquito)
Lineage: Eukaryota; Metazoa; Arthropoda; Insecta; Diptera; Culicidae
Product: protein GPR107
Exons: 8
Coding region: 84-1787 (567 amino acids)
Biological process (GO): transport
Cellular component (GO): membrane; Golgi apparatus
Source: RefSeq, a predicted model, not a curated record
CCUUCGCGUAGUGAAAAAUCGAAACUUGCCAGCGCACACAGAAAUUUGUACUACGCGAAAAUCUUUCCAGGAAAAACGCAAAUAUGGUUCCGCCAGCUGGCUUGUGCGGCCGCUGGGUGAGUCUGCUGCUGGUUCUGUGCGUGGGAACCGCCGUCGGACGGCGACAUCAUCUGGAAGUUCGGGAUGAUUUACGACGAUACAUUCCGCUCAGUACGUUCGGGUUCUACUCGGGUGGCAUUCUGGACGUGAAGGUGACGGAUUUCCGGGUGGAGCCGGGCUCGGAGAAUUAUAUUUUUGGCCUCUCGCUGGAUAAGACACUGUCGGACGCUAUGAAUCCGUACCUGGACACCCACCAGGAUAUCUGCAUUCUGAGGGAUCCGAUUGGGAACCUGCGCAGCGGACCGAUCGUCUUUUUCGUGAUGGAUCUGAAGCAUGAAGUCGUCCAUCUGAACUGCUCGAGCGAGUGGCAGAACGUGCACAUCUACCGCGACCAGAAGCAGAUUCCGGCGCUGCGCUCCAAGCGCCAGUCCUUCGCCAAGGUCAGCGACUCCAAGUCGAUGUACAUGCAGCGCCGGAAACGUCGGGAUAUCGCGUCGCCGGUGGCCGGCGAGUCCGCCGGAGCGUCGGUUUGCCGCAACUUUAACCUCUCGCUGAGCUGCGAGAAGCGCGACCCCUUCAAGUACUGCAGCUUUAAUUUCGCAGUCUGGGUCGCGAGCAAGGCCGAGGAGGGUCUCUACAACCUGUACUUCCACAGCUGCCCCAACUACGACCUGAGCAAUCUAUACCCUCUUCAAUUCGACGUCACCAUCGAGGAGAACAACAGCGGAAACUAUCUCUCCGCGGGAGAGAUGCCCCUCCCUGCGCUCUACUUCAUGAUGUCGCUGCUCUUCUUCCUGUCCGGCCUGUUCUGGGUGUUUAUCCUGCGCAAGAGCAAACAUCCCGUGUUCAAGAUCCACUACCUGAUGGCGGUGCUGGUCUUUUUGAAGUCACUCUCGCUCAUGUUCCACGCCAUCAACUAUCACUUUAUCGAGACGCAGGGCGAGCACGUCGAGGCGUGGGCCAUCCUGUACUACGUGACACAUCUCUUGAAGGGAGCGGUCCUGUUCAUCACGAUCGUGCUGAUCGGCACCGGGUGGACCUUCAUCAAGCACAUCCUCGCGGACAAGGACAAAAAGCUCUUCAUGAUCGUAAUUCCGCUGCAAGUGCUCGCCAACGUGGCGGAGAUCAUCAUCGCCGAGAGUGAGGAAGGCGACAAGGAGCACAGCACCUGGCGGGACAUUUUCAUACUGGUGGAUUUGCUGUGCUGUGGAGCGAUUCUGUUCCCGGUGGUUUGGUCGAUUCGGCACCUGCAAGAGGCGGCCGGGACGGACGGGAAGGCGGCGAUUAAUCUGAGGAAGUUGAAGCUUUUCCGGCAGUUUUACAUCAUGAUCGUGUGCUACAUCUACUUUACCCGGAUCAUUGUGUAUUUGCUGAAGAUAACGGUCGCCUUCCAGUACGCCUGGCUGGACGAGAUGUUCAAGGAGAUGGCCACGUACGUGUUCUUCGUGCUGACGGGCUACAAGUUCCGCCCCGUCUCGCAAAACCCAUACUUUUCGAUGCACGGCGGCGGCGACGACGACGACGACGACGAGGAGGUGGAAGUUCUCACCCAAACGGGCCUGACCGAGGGCAUCAGCAAGGUGACGAACCGCUCGCAGCUGCCGGGCUCCACGAUGGUGCACGAGUCGAACGAGGACGAGCGGGAGAAUUUAAUCAGCAAGCGGGAAUCGUCGCACGAGUACGAUUAAUUUCCAUUCGAUACUAACUAACACUUCACAGGUUCAUGUAUUCAUUAAACUCCAAAACAAAAAGGGGAAAAAAUAACCCGCUCAGUGCAGAUUUGAAAACAAAAGUUAGUAAUGAAAGGCUAAUAUUAUUAUAACAAAGCAAAACCAUCUAAAACAUAAACUAUGUAACGAGAACUUAUACAAUUAUGAUAAUUUUAUUGUACCUUCUUUUAUUUUUUACUAAGAUCGAACUGAAUUCGUCGUUCCACUUUGAAACCGCAGGCAAACUAAGCUAAUUUAAUAAAACAAAUAAAAACAGUGAAAUUGCUUCUUCUGUGAUUUAACUCUCAAAUGUUGCGCUCUUUCUGUGUGAAAGAAGAAGAUAUUCGCCGGUAGAAGAUAUAUUGUGACCAAAAACUUAAAGAAAUAAAAUUCACGAAAAAGAGUUUGAUAAAAAGAAGUUCACUUUAGACAAACAAAUAAGAAGUAAAAAAACUCUCCGUGUCAAAGAUGGGGGAAAAUUUUUGAAGCACGCGAGGUGAGUUAAAAAUAAGUGAGAAAGUGCAAAAUUAAGCAAGAUUUUUGAGAAUUUGCCUAUGUGAAUAAAACUUACCGAUAGUUUCACUAAUAA